UAUCCAAACAGUUACUAGUACACGUUUCUCUAUCGGGUCCAAUAUUUUGCAUGUUAACUCGUGCGCGAGUGUACAGUACAGAGUGUAUUCCCAAGUUUCUCAAUUACUUUAGCCCUGCGUACUAAUUAAAGUCUAUGUCUAACUGAAAACGUGAACUCAAGUCAAGAGACAUGGUUCGGUCCAAGCAUGGCUACCCGAGUAAACAGGGGUUAUACUCUCCGGAUCUCGAAAAAGAAGCUUGUGGUGUUGGAUUUGUGGCAAAGAUAAAUGGAGAAAGAAGUUACCAGGUGUUGUCUGAAGCACUUACAGUGCUGGAACGGAUGAAACACAGAGGAGCUGUUGGGUGUGAAGAGAGCUGUGGAGAUGGUGCCGGUGUCAUGACAGGAAUUCCACAUGCUUUCUAUGAACAAGUUAUACAAGAAAACAAACUUGGAUUCACAUUGCCCAUAGCUGGUGAUUAUGCAACUGGAAUUUUCUUUAUUGAUACAGAUCCUAACAAGGCCAAAGUAUGUGAAGACAUGUUUUCAGGACUUGCUAAGGAAUGCCAAAUUGAGGUCCUCGGUUGGCGGGAUGUGCCAUUUGACAACAGCAUGAUUGGAAAAACUGCAGUUGAAAGCCAGCCACUAAUCAGACAGGUGUUUGUGACAAGUUCACUUGACCAAGAAACAUUUAAAAAGCAGGUUUAUCUCUUGAGAAAAAUGGCUACAAAUAGAAUUGGCACAAAAAACCGGCGGUUCUACAUCUGUAGUUUAUCCUGUGACACCAUUGUUUACAAGGGAAUGUUAAAGCCAGACCAACUCCAAGGAUUCUAUUUAGAUCUGCAGUGUAAAGAUUAUCGGACCCAUUUUGCUUUGGUUCAUGGAAGAUUUUCCACAAACACAUUCCCCAGCUGGGAGAGGGCUCAUCCAAACAGAUAUCUAGCUCACAAUGGAGAGAUCAACACAAUAAGAGGAAACAUCAACAACAUGAACACAAGAGAAGGAACCAUGGUUAGCAAGUACUUUGGCAGCAACACCCAAAAGCUAUUUCCUGUAAUAGAAGCAGACUUGUCAGACUCAGGAAAUGUGGAUAAUGUUUUGGAACUUCUUGUCAUGGCUGGAGGACGUUCCCUCCCAGAGGCUGUUAUGACUAUGGUUCCUGAAGCAUGGCAAGGCAACAGUUUAAUGAAUACAGAAAAACAGGAUUUUUAUCGCUGGAUUUCCUGUAUGAUGGAGGCAUGGGAUGGACCUGCUUUGUUUACAUUUUCUGAUGGACGAUACAUUGGGGCUAUCCUGGACAGGAAUGGACUGCGCCCAUCAAGAUACUAUGUGACUAAACAAGGCUUCAUGGUCAUGGCAAGUGAAGUUGGAGUCAGUACAUUCCCUGAUCAAGAAAUUGUACAGAAGGGUCGUUUGCAACCUGGAAGAAUGCUUCUAGUGGACACAGAGUUGGGGUCUAUUGUGGAGGAUCAUGAGCUGAAACACAGAAUGGCCAGUCUGCGACCUUGCGGUGAGCUGCUGAAAAAUAAUGUGCGAACUUUGGAAGAUAUUCACCAAGCCUACCAAGCUUCAAAGAAUCUUUCUGCAGACAAAGUACCUUUGAUCCAGCCAUCCUCACAGAAUGAGUUAAUCCACAGAGACAAAAGACUGCCAAUGUUUGGUUAUUCCUUGGAAGAUCUGAACAUCCUAAUUCUGCCAAUGGUUAAAAACAAGAAAGAGGCUCUUGGUUCCAUGGGUAAUGAUGCACCCUUGUCCUGCCUGACAAUGCACCCACAGUUGGUAUUUGAUUACUUUAAACAACUCUUUGCGCAGGUGACAAAUCCUCCAAUUGAUCCAAUUCGUGAGAAAAUUGUCAUGUCACUGGCAUGCCCAGUUGGACCUGAGCCAAAUCUCCUUGACCCUGAUGUUUCAGACUGUCCACGUGUGUAUUUAGAACACCCAAUACUUUCUAAUGCUGAUGUGCAGGCAAUCAAAGAAAGUGGUCUAUCCUGGUGUAAGACACAGACUAUUGACAUGGUGUACCCUGUAAAAGAUGGAGUGAAUGGUCUUGUUCCAUCACUUGAUAGAAUUUGUAAAGAGGCAUCUGAAGCUGUGGAAAAUGGAUGUGCUUUUCUUGUGUUAUCUGAUAGAGCUGCUGGAAGGGAACAUGUACCUAUGAGUUCAUUACUGUCAUUGGGGGCAGUUCAUCAUCAUCUCAUCAGAAUGAAGCAAAGGUCACAGGUUGGACUGAUUGUUGAGUCAGCAGAGAUAAGGGAAAUCCAUCACUUCUGUGUUCUGCUGGGUUAUGGUGCUGAUGGAAUUUCCCCAUACUUGGUUUUCGAGACUGUUGUAAAUCAGCGACAGCAAGGUAUGCUGGAUCCUCCUCUGUCAGAUAAGGAAAUAGUUGAGAACUAUACUUUUGCUGUGAAAAAAGGUAUAGCAAAGGUCAUGGCAAAAAUGGGGAUUUCCACUUUACACAGUUACAAGGGUGCACAAAUAUUUGAAGCUGUUGGGCUUGCAGAGGAGGUGGUAGAUAAGUGCUUUGCAGGAACUGCAUCAAGAUUGAGUGGAGUGACAUUUGAAAUGUUAGCACAGGAGGCAUUGGACAAGCACAGUAUUGCAUUUUCUGACCGAGAAUGUGACAAUGUCCUCGUCAACAACAAGGGUGAGUACCACUGGCGGUUGGGAGGAGAAAAGCAUAUCAAUGAUCCUAGAUGCAUUGCAAACCUACAGGAUGCUGUAAGAAUGAAAAGCCAACCUGCCUAUCAAAAGUACAGUGAGACGUCCAUUGAAGUGGUACGUUCUUGCACCCUCCGAGGACAGCUGCAGAUUAAAUUUGCCAAGAAACCUCUGGACAUCUCAGAAGUUGAACCAGCUUCAGAGAUUGUCAAGAGAUUUGCAACAGGUGCCAUGAGUUUUGGUUCCAUUUCAUAUGAAACCCACACAACUCUUGCUACAGCUAUGAACAAAAUGGGUGGUAAAAGCAACACAGGUGAAGGUGGCGAGGAUCCAGUGAGAGGAAGUGACAACAACACCAGAUCUGCCAUCAGGCAAGUGGCUUCUGGAAGAUUUGGAGUGAAUGCAUGGUAUCUUGCAAUGGCAGAAGACCUGCAGAUCAAGAUGGCACAGGGAGCGAAGCCAGGUGAAGGUGGAGAAUUGCCAGGAUACAAGGUCUCCAAGCAUAUUGCUCAGACUCGCAAGUCUGUCCCUGGAGUUGGAUUGAUCAGCCCUCCACCUCACCAUGAUAUCUACUCUAUUGAAGAUUUGGCAGAGCUUAUUUACAACCUAAAAUGCUCCAAUCCUCAUGCUAGAGUCAGUGUGAAACUGGUAUCUGAAGUGGGCGUGGGUGUUAUUGCUGCUGGAGUUGCAAAGGGCCACUCUGAACACAUUGUUAUUUCUGGUCAUGAUGGUGGUACUGGAGCAAGCACAUGGUCAGGCAUCAAGCAUGCUGGGUUGCCAUGGGAACUUGGCCUCUCUGAAACCCAUCAAACACUUGUGCUGAACAAUCUGCGCCGAAGAGUCAUACUUCAAGUUGAUGGGCAGCUAAGGACUGGGCGUGAUGUGGUAGUCGGUGCUCUGUUGGGUGCUGAUGAGUUUGGAUUUUCUACUGCUCCGCUCAUUGCUAUGGGUUGUACCAUGAUGAGAAAGUGUCACUUGAAUACAUGUCCUGUUGGAAUUGCCACUCAGGACCCUGUACUGAGGAAGAAGUUUGCAGGCAAACCAGAGCAUGUUAUCAACUUCUUUUUCAUGCUGGCUGAAGAGGUUCGUGAGUAUAUGGCUAAAAUGGGCUUCCGCAGAUUGAGUGAGAUGGUCGGACGAUGUGACUAUCUAGAGCCUGCAGACCCUCUCAAUGAAAAAGUCAAGUUAUUGGACUUUAGUGCAAUCCUUAUGCCUGGUAAUGAGUUGAACCCUGGAGAUCACUUGGGAGGAAGUGAGCCUCAAAAUCACAAGCUGGAGCUACGCAAGGACAACCAGCUCAUUGAGGCUGCUAAAGACAUUCUAAAUGGCGCUUCGAAGCAUUUGCGUCUUGAUGUUCCUGUAAUGAACAUGGACCGAGCUUUUGGAACCACUCUCAGUUACCACAUUGCAAAGAAAUUUGGCGAGAAAGGUCUCCCUGAUGGCACGAUACACAUCAAAACCCGAGGCUCUGCAGGUCAAAGUUUUGGUGCUUUCCUUUCUCCUGGUUUAACACUGGAACAUGAAGGUGAUUCAAAUGACUAUGUGGGCAAGGGUUUAGCCGGAGGCAAGAUAAUAGUAUAUCCAAGCAGUAAACGUCCUGAGAACUUCAAAGCUGAAGAAAACAUUAUUGUGGGAAACGUUUGCUUCUACGGUGCCACUGCCGGAAAGGCCUUUAUAAGGGGUAUUGCUGCCGAGCGAUUUUGUGUCCGGAAUUCUGGAGUGACAGCAGUUGUGGAGGGUGUUGGUGAUCAUGGCUGUGAGUACAUGACUGGAGGUGUUGCAGUUGUUCUUGGUGACACUGGUCGAAACUUUGCUGCUGGAAUGUCAGGAGGAAUUGCUUUUGUACUUGACAGAAAGAAGGUCUUCUCCACAUUGUGUAACCAGGAGAUAGUUGACCUGGAGCCUGUUGUAGGAGCAGAUGCCGAGCUGGUCAGGGGACUGGUGCGUGAGCAUCAUCAGCUGACUGGUUCGUCGGUGGCCGAACGUCUUCUGGAAGACUGGGAAAGCUCGUUGAAGAUGUUUGUGAAGGUGAUGCCUCGUGACUUCAAAAGAGCUCUGGAACAAUUAAAAGAGGAGGAAGCUGAGAAACUCAAGAACGAAAAUCGCAUGGAAGAGAACGGUGAGAAUGCAAAUGGAGAGAAGACAAACGGAGAAAAAACAAAUGGAGAGAAGACAAACGGAGAAAAAACGAACGGAGAGAAAACAAAUGGAGAAAAAAUGAAUGAAGAUAUGUCAAAUGGUGUUAAGCAAGAAGAUUCACCUCCCCCAGUGAAGAAAUCAGCAGAGCAGAAUUUAGUUGAUAUAGAAGAGGCUAUCUCUGAUACAACCAACGAUCAGAAGAUUAUCGACAGAGUGCUGGACAAAACCAGAGGGUUCGUGAAGUACUCCAGAAGCAAAGUGAAGUACCGCUCCCCCAGACAGCGAAUGAAGGAUUGGAACGAGAUUUACUACAACAAAGGGAAAUCGGAACUAAAAGUACAAGCUGCCAGGUGUAUGGAGUGUGGCGUGCCUUUCUGUCAGUCUCACACUGGGUGUCCUCUCGGAAACAUCAUCCCAAGAUGGAACGACUUGGUUUUCCAGGACAAAUGGAAGGAGGCCUUAGACCGACUUUUGCUCACCAACAACUUUCCAGAAUUUACUGGAAGGGUCUGCCCCGCGCCCUGCGAGGGCGCUUGUGUACUGGGAAUCAAUGCAGAGCCAGUGACAAUCAAGAAAAUCGAGUGCACCAUCAUUGACUAUGGAUUUGAACAAGGAUGGAUUACACCACAGAUUCCAGUUCGUCGAACUGGGAAGAAGGUCGCUAUUGUAGGAAGUGGACCCUCAGGAUUAGCAGCCGCGGCACAACUAAACAAGGCUGGGCACUGGGUAACAGUUUACGAGAGAAACGACAGAUGUGGAGGUCUGUUGAUGUACGGUGUACCACCCAUGAAGCUAAGUAAAAAGAUUGUGCAACGUCGCCUGGACCUGAUGGCAGCUGAGGGAAUCAAGUUUGUUAAUAACGUGGAGAUUGGAAAGAAUAUGGAUGCGCAACAACUGUUACAAGAAAACGACGCUGUUCUGCUGGCUGUGGGCUCUACAUGUCCACGUGACAUUCCACUCCCAGGACGUGAUUUGGAAGGAAUCCAUUUUGCCAUGCAGUUUUUGGAAACAUGCCAAAAGAGGCUCAUGGGAAACUAUAACCUGCCAUCCCUUGAUGCCACUGGACUUGAUGUUGUUAUUAUUGGUGGAGGAGAUACUGGGGUAGAUUGCAUUGGAACUUCCCUCAGACAGAAUGCUAAGAGCAUCACAAAUUUCGAAGUGUUAGGCCAGCCUCCCAAGAGUAGAACUUCUACCAACCCAUGGCCUCUCUGGCCGCGAGUGUUCAGAGUGGAAUAUGGCCAUGAAGAGGCCUCUCUCAAAUAUGGUGCAGAUCCUCGUGUCUUCAGUAUCAUGAGCAAGGAAUUCAUGGGAGACGAGCAAGGCCACGUUAAAGGAAUUAAAACAGUUCAGAUCAAGUGGGUCCAGGAUGUUACUGGAAGGUGGACAAUGGAGGAAAUACCUAACUCGGAAAAAGUGUUCCCAGCGGAUAAAGUGAUCAUUGCAGCGGGAUUUUUAGGUCCCGAAAAAACAUUGGCAGAACAGUUUGGGAUAAAGAAGGAUCCCAGAAGCAAUUUUGCCACCGAAAAGAACAAAUUUCUGACCAGUGUUCCCAAAGUCUAUGCUGCAGGAGAUUGUCACCGCGGUCAGUCACUGAUUGUGACAGCCAUAUCUGAAGGACGACAAGCGGCUCGUCAAAUUGACCUUGAUUUGAUGGGUGAAACCUCAUUGGCGGGUCCGGGGGGACAGAUACAUGUUAUUCAACCCCGCUCCUCUGGAAUAAAAGCGUCUGCUUAAAAAAAGUUUAACAAAAAUCGCCCAGCAAUUCCUUGCAUGUUGCCGUCACCUAAGCAAGGUUGCAACGGGCUGUUUUUACCCUCUAAACAGAUUGUCCUUUUAACGUAAUUUAGUUUAAAAUUUAUCACGAAAAUAAUUUAUCUCUUUCGAAUUCGAGCAGGAGGUUUUCAAUUUAGAUUUUAACGUGUUAGAGAAAAAGUGUUCGUAGAUUGAAGAAUAAAAAAGUGAGAAAACGUAAAAAAAGUUCUUUACUUAAUGUCGAAGCCAAGAGGACAUUUAUGUCGUUGGUACUGGGAUAUUUAUUUAUGUUAUCUACGCGCCAAUAUUAUCAAUGUUAUUAAUUUAUUUUCUCAAUGAAUGUCACGUAAUAUUAAUAUAUAAAUGUGUUUGAGGCUUAAGACGAAUAAGUUAUUAAUCAUAAAAGUUUUAUGUGCUAGGUCUCGGUUUAAAUUAACUUUUUAUCUUAAUAAAUGAACGGUAUGUGCUUCCAUUCGUGUAAUAGUACAAAUUUAAGUACCUCAGAUUAUGAAAGUGUUGGUAGUUAGAGGAACACAAAAUGUUCCGUGGUUUUUUAAAAGUAUUCUUAGAAGUGCUCCGGUGAAGUAAACUGACUGACGUACCUUAAUUUAAUUGUGCCAUUAUGUCGAGGAGCUUCUUAAAAGGGAUUUGGAAUAAAUUUAGGCAGAAAUGGUG
Messenger RNA from Pocillopora verrucosa, 7202 nucleotides. RefSeq lists its product as uncharacterized. Lineage: Eukaryota; Metazoa; Cnidaria; Anthozoa; Scleractinia; Pocilloporidae. Gene Ontology annotation, molecular function: FMN binding; iron-sulfur cluster binding; iron ion binding. The record is from RefSeq and is a predicted model, not a curated record.